This is a messenger RNA of Strigops habroptila (Kakapo), 1588 nucleotides long. It is a transcript of the gene SSUH2, whose product is annotated as ssu-2 homolog. Lineage: Eukaryota; Metazoa; Chordata; Aves; Psittaciformes; Psittacidae. The transcript is spliced from 11 exons. Bases 102 to 1079 code for a protein of 325 amino acids. The record is from RefSeq and is a predicted model, not a curated record.
CAAAGCCAGGAUGUUCCCUGAUACCUUCUGCACCCCAGGAACAGCUGGAUGACUGUGAGUGGAUCACCCAGGGCAGAGGAGCAGAGCCCCUGCCACCACCUAUGGAGCUGAUGGGUGAGCCCAGGGAGCAGAGUAGCAGGCACCCCUUCGUGCAGCACCGCAUGCCCCCAAUGACAGAGGCAGCAGCCAGGCGAGCCCUCCUGCGCUUCAUGUCCUCGCGGUGCUGCUAUGGGAGCAGGGCGGCAGGGGACCUGGCCAUCCAGUGCCUGCGGCAGGCGGGCACCUACCGAUAUCGACUGGAGACGUUCAGUGAGUCGAGGUUAAGCGAGUGGGUGUUUGAGCCCUUCACCAAGCCUGGAGCAGCUGGAUCCCCGGGUGAUGCCCCCCUGGACCUCUGGGAUGUGGAGGUUGGCCCCCCUCCACUCUUCCAGGGCCGAACACGGCGGUGCCGGGUGCCCUGCUCAGCACUGGUCAGGGACUGUCACAGAUGCCAUGGUCACGGCCGUUCCAAGUGCAGGGUGUGCCAUGGGGCAGGUCAGACAAGGUGUGUAACAUGCAAGGGAUCUCGACGCAGGCUAAAGCAGCAGAAGAGAUGCCAGCUUUGUUCAGGUACAGGUCGCAAAAGGUGCAAUACCUGUUCUGGCCGGGGCAGCAAGACCUGUGUGACCUGUCAGGGAGAGAAAAAGCUCCAGCAUUUCAAGCAGCUGGUGGUAACCUGGAAGAACAAUGUCUUUGAAUUUGUUUCUGAGCAUCAUCUGAACUUCCCAGGAGAGCUGCUCAGCAAAGUCAGUGGAGAGAGUAUAUUUAAAGAUGAAAAUGUGAUGGUGUACCCCAUCAUCGACUUCCCUGAACCUGAAAUCUCCCUGGCCUCGCAGCGAGCCAUUGCAGAGCACAAUGCAGCGUUUGCCACAUCGUCCCGCAUCCUCCGGCAGCGGCAAACAAUUGAGCUAAUCCCCAUCACAGAAGUACACUACCAGUAUUCAGGGAAGCCUUACCUCUACUACAUCUAUGGGCUUGAGAACAAGGUAUAUGCACUGGACUAUCCUGAGAGGUGCUGCUGCAGCUGCACUGUCAUCUGAGAGUUGAUGCUGGGAGAAAAGUAGGAUUCUGGCAGCAAUUACCCCAUGAAACCCCUGCAGGGAGCAGGGAUGCUCCAGGACCUUGCUCCCAGGCAUGCUUGUGUCUGCAACAGAGGACUGCCAACACAACAGAGCAGGGGAAGGAAAACCAUGAUGCCUCUCACUUCAAAUCCUUUCUAUCUCGGAGCCGGGACCAGCUCCAGGCCUCCUGUUGGGUGCAUAUCAGGCCUUUGGGUAAAGAUUUCUCCCUGUGGAUGUUUUCCUUUCUUGUUGCAAUGCUGUAUCAUGAAGGUGAAUGGGUAUUGACAGAGACAUUUUCAGUCCAACUAUGCAGUUUAUGACUGGUGCCUUUCUUUCCCCGUUUUAUUUGUCCAUUUUCCUGACUUACUACAUAAUCUAUAAUGAUGUAUUUAAAAGCUCUAUCCAAUUAGCAAAUCAAACUUUAAAGGUUUUUAAAUACCCAGUAACAGCAUCUGAGGGGUGGUUGUACCAAUAUGAAAAUCAUUGUC